This is a messenger RNA of Ylistrum balloti, 9379 nucleotides long. Its product is annotated as tyrosine-protein phosphatase Lar-like. Gene Ontology annotation, molecular function: protein tyrosine phosphatase activity; protein binding. Gene Ontology annotation, biological process: protein dephosphorylation. NCBI's taxonomy places the organism in Eukaryota, Metazoa, Mollusca, Bivalvia, Pectinida, Pectinidae. The record is from RefSeq and is a predicted model, not a curated record. The coding region runs from base 95 to 4951 and encodes 1618 amino acids. The transcript is spliced from 29 exons.
GCAACCUGGAACUCGUUAUGUGUUUCAAGUCGCCUCUCUUGGAGACGGCGGAAUAUCACCCAGAAGUAUACCCGUGGAAGUUAUCACAGGAGAAAUGGCACCAGGAACCCCACCUCGCAAUGUCCACGCCCGACCAAUCAGUACCACUACUGUGAUUGUCGAAUGGCUGCCACCAGAGAAACCCAACGGAAUUAUCAAGGGCUAUAAAAUUUUCUUCACGCUCGAUCCUGAUCUGCCCAUCAUCUUGUGGAAACGUCACGAUGUCAACUCCAAUGACCGAGUAGCCACCAUAGAGAACCUGACGCCUAAUGUUACCUACACCAUGUGCAUUCUGGCCUACUCCAGUAAAGGGGAGGGACCUGUGUCUAAUCUGAUCCAGGUCAUGACUCGUCAAGGAGGUGUUAGUGCGGUGCCACUUCAGCCAAAAAAUUUGCAUGCAGUGGCCAUGACCCCGAAUGUUAUCGAAGUGACAUGGGACCCUCCAGAGAACAGUCAAAGUGUGAUCAGUUACAAGUUGUACUUUAACGACUCAUACCGUCGGCAGAGUGCACAUAUAACCAUUGACCCACCAGUGUCGCGAUUUCGCCUAACUGACCUGACGCCAGACACAAUCUACCACAUCCAAGUCUCAGCCAUGUCGUCGAAAGGUGAAGGUGCCCACACCCCUACGGUCCAGGUUCAAACCCGGGAGUUUGUUCCAAGUGGUGAGCCUCAAAAUCUAAGCGGCCGACCAAUCGACUCACAGAGUAUUGAGGUCACAUGGAACCCUCCACCUCCUGACCAGCAAAAUGGCGACAUAACAGGCUAUAAAAUAUUUUACGUGAAAAACAUGCCCGACUUGACAGAAGAAGAUGCUCAGCCAGUUACUGUGGAUGCGGCUGCCAACACGUUGACAUUAUCGAGCCUGGCUGUGUGGACGGAGUAUAAGAUUUGGGUGUUGGCGUUCACAAGCGUGGGUGACGGCCCAAAAUCACAACCAAUCAUCGUGUCGACCGACGAAGAUGUUCCAGGACCUCCAAAAUCUGUCACUGUGGAAGUUGUCAACUCAACCACCAUAUUUGUGGAAUGGCGACCACCAGAGACACAGCGAGAAAAUGGAAUUAUACGAGGCUACCAAGUAUACUGUGUUGUAGUAGAUAGUAAAAAUCGGCCAAAGGAAGGCACAGAUCGUAUAAGUGACACGACGGAUGGUAAUCGGAGAGAGGCCGUCAUUACCAGCCUUGACCCGGCCACCAGAUAUUCUAUCAAGGUGGCUGGUUAUACGAGACGUGGCGAUGGCCAACGCAGUAAAGAAGUAUUUGUUGUCACGUCAGGGGCAGUGCCAACGAUACCAAGGAACCUGAAUGUGGAAUUUUUGGGCGAAGAUCCUCCACAGGUGCAGGUCACAUGGCAACGGCCAAGGGAAACUCACGGCAAGUUGGCAGGCUAUAAGGUGUUCUGGGGACGGAGAGGAGAGAAAUACUCACUGAUUAAUCUCGGACCUAUACAUCAUGCCUACAUCUCGGAUAUCUUAGACAAAGGAGCUACAUAUGAAUUCAUUGUUGUUGCCCGAAACGAGGAGGGUGACGGUGUGAGAGCAUCACAAACUAUCACAACUCCGGAUGGAAUCCCUGAAGGGGCCCCGCAGAAUUUCACUGCGACAGGGCUGACAGAGACCAGUGUGAGACUGGAGUGGGACUUACCAGCAAAAAAACUGCAAAAUGGCGAGAUAAUCAUGUAUCAGCUUGUCUACCACAAGAUGGCCGACCCUACCAGUACGGAGGAUCUAAACAUCACUGGCAUUCAAUUCGACGUUCACAAUCUCGAGAUGAAUACUGAUUACGUUUUUCAAGUUAAGGCAUUCACAAGUCAAGGAGCUGGUCCAUGGACUGUGCAGCAUCCUUUCCACACAUUCGGACCAAUGCUGCCUCCUCCUGAGAACAUCAAACUCAUACGAUCGUCCCCGGAGACCAUCCUAGUAACAUGGGAGGAGCCAAAACUUCCAGUUGCGGGGUAUCGUGUCUACUACAAUAUGUUUGAGCUUCAAAAGAUGGAACUCUGGCAGAAGAAGGAUAUUGGACCCUACACUGUCACAGAACUGACCGAUUUAGACAGUGUGUCAGUAUAUGCCGUUCGAAUCCAGGCAAGAUCUGUUGAUGGUCGCUAUGGCAACCUGUCAGAAUCUGUUGUCUCUGCUGUGGGAACCACGCAGCGUGUGACUGAUGAUACACCCUCGAACUUCCACGUGUCAAUGAGAACCUCAGUGGAUGUGAGUCUGGUAUGGGAGGCACCCAAGAAACCUCAGGUUACCAAAUAUAUCCUUUCCUACUCGGGAGUGAAGAAAUAUCGUGAAAAUAAUAGCAUGCAGACUUAUUACCCGCCACGUGAAGAAGAGACAAUUCAUGGUCUUACAAGUUCUUUCACUGUCGAGAAUCUCUGUCCAAAAACAAAAUAUACCUUCAACAUCUCCGCAUUUUUCCAGGAUGGGACCCAAGGAGGUGUGAGCACCCUUGUGGUCCAGACUAGAAUUGAAGCACCAAAGGAGGUCAGAAGACCAAUGAUUGUGAAAAUCGCUGGCCAGGAAGUGACUGUGAUGUUGAAACCAGCUUCAGAGAAGAAUGGUGGCUUGAGCUAUUAUUACCUAGUGGUAGUGCCGCUAAUCAACACAACAACAAAACGACCAGAGGACAUUAGCAAUGACGAGUUGACUCUGGACAUAUCACCAGAGCUACCAUUAGCCAAACCCUACAUUGCAGCCAAGUUUGAUGCCCAACACCUUCCUAGGGAGUUCAAUCUUGGCAACAAAGACCAGUUAGGAGGAUACGCCAACCGACCACUUGACCAUGGGAUGAAGUACAAGACGUUCCUACGAGCCUUCACCGUAGACACUAAACUCUACAAAACCAGUCCAUAUUCUGAAAUUAUCAACCUGAACCAUAAUAAUCACAUUCCUAUGAAUCCAAAAGAAAAUAAUGUUCACCCAAUCCCACAAUCUGCUGAAGCUAGUGAAAAAAGUCUGCUUAUCAUCAUGAUCGUGGCUCCAGUCUGCGCUGGUGUGGCUCUCAUCAUCAUUGGAUGCAUCAUACUUAUCUGGCAUAUGAGGAGGAAGGCAACCCGAAAAGAGAAGAAUCCGGAACCAUCUUCCGGUAAAGUGUUUGUAGAUGUACCCCCUCAUCCAUGUGAUCCUGUGGAGCUUCGCAGACAACACUAUCAAACACCAGGUAUGAUCAGCCAUCCACCCAUCCACAUCCACAUGCUACAGGAACACAUUGACAACCUGAAGAAUAAUGACAAUCUAAAAUUCUCUCAGGAGUAUGAAUCCAUAGAACCAGGUCAACAGUUCACUUGGGACAACUCUAACUAUGAGGUCAACAAACCUAAAAAUAGAUAUGCAAAUGUAAUAGCCUAUGACCACUCCCGUGUGAUCCUCCAACCUAUUGACAGUGUCCCUGGCAGUGAUUAUGUCAACGCCAAUUACAUGGAUGGAUAUCGUAAACAAAAUGCUUACAUAGCUACACAGGGACCACUUCCAGAAACAUUUGGAGAUUUCUGGCGGAUGAUGUGGGAGCAACGAUCGGCAACAAUCGUCAUGAUGACUAAAUUAGAAGAAAGGUCAAGGAUAAAGUGCGACCAGUACUGGCCUCACCGUGGAGCAGAACAUUAUGGCUUAAUGCACGUCCUACUUGUGGAUGUGACAGAACUCUCCACCUACACGAUACGCACCUUCCAUAUCUCCAGGUACGGGUUCCCAGAGAAGCGCGAGAUUCGUCAGUUCCAGUUCACCGCCUGGCCUGACCAUGGCGUUCCGGAUCAUCCCACACCACUCCUCAUGUUCAUGAGGCGUGUCAAAACUAGCAACCCUCCCGAUGCUGGGCCCAUGGUAGUACACUGCAGUGCUGGUGUUGGGCGUACAGGAGCCUUCAUAGUCAUAGACGCCAUGUUGGAACGAAUCCGACAUGAAAAGACUGUUGAUAUAUAUGGUCAUGUGACCUGCUUACGAGCACAGCGUAACUAUAUGGUACAGACAGAGGACCAGUACAUAUUUAUCCAUGAUGCACUCUUAGAAGCAGUUACUUGUGGAAACACUGAGGUACCCGCACGUAACUUGUCAGUACACAUACAGAAACUGAUGCAACCAGAACCAGGAGAAACAGUUACAGGCAUGGAAUUGGAAUUCAAGCGAUUAGCAAACAUGAAGGCCAGUCCAAAUCGCUUUGUUAGUGCAAAUCUUCCAGUGAAUAAAUUCAAGAAUAGACUUGUUAACAUUUUACCUUUUGAAUCUACAAGAGUAGCCCUACAGCCAAUCAGAGGAGUUGAUGGAUCUGAUUACAUCAACGCUAGUUUUAUAGAUGGGUACAAAUACUGCCAAGCCUAUGUGGCAACCCAGGGCCCGCUAUCUGAGACUACCGAGGACUUCUGGAGGAUGCUUUGGGAACACAACUCAACCAUUAUUGUCAUGCUCACCAAGCUCCGAGAAAUGGGUCGUGAGAAGUGCCACCAGUAUUGGCCCAGUGAGCGGUCAGCAAGAUACCAGUACUUUGUGGUCGACCCAAUGGCUGAGUACAACAUGCCACAGUAUAUCCUGAGAGAGUUCAAGGUUACAGAUGCCAGGGAUGGUCAAUCUCGAACCAUCAGACAGUUCCAGUUUACAGACUGGCCAGAGCAGGGAGUGCCCAAAUCUGGAGAGGGAUUCAUUGACUUCAUUGGUCAAGUCCACAAGACAAAGGAACAGUUUGGACAGGAGGGACCAAUCUCUGUCCACUGCAGUGCUGGUGUUGGUAGAACAGGGGUGUUUAUAACACUCAGCAUAGUUCUAGAGAGAAUGCGGUAUGAGGGCGUCGUGGACAUGUUCCAGACAGUCAAAAUGCUGAGAACGCAAAGACCAGCUAUGGUUCAGACAGAGGAUCAGUACCAGUUCUGUUACCGAGCAGCCCUGGAAUACUUGGGCUCUUUUGACCAUUAUGCAGCAUAGGCAUGUUGCUGUACCAACAAACACAAAUGUAUCCAUGGAGACAGUAAUGAUGACCAAUGUUAUGCGACACGAUCAUGUGACACAGUCAAGACCAUGUGACUAUACAACAGCCAAAUAAUUCUGUGUUUAUCAACAGUGUCUGUAUUGGUAAAACCAUGGAAACCAAAUUUUCUCUGUGGUUGUGUUGUUCAACCUGUUUAAAUUUCCAUAUGUCAUUCAUUGUCAGACAAUUCGAGGAAGACAAUGCACAAGACAUAAAUCGAUGGAUUUGUCAAGUAUCGUAGUCAAGGAUAUUUAUAUAGGAAAAGGACCAAUUCUUUACUGAAGAUGAGAAUAUGAACGAUAGUCGGAAUGACUCAAAGAGUCAUUGCAUAAUGUGCAAUAUUUAUACUGACCGCUGCACCCAAUGAUAAGUGUGUUAAAAACAUGCUGGACAUCUUGGAUGUUUGACCUCUGGUGAUUUUAGAAAUGGACCAAGUCACUUCACUCAUGAUGCGGUCAUGACUUUCCCAUCAUAGUGAGGUCAACACCAGAUGCGGGACCUGUAAAUAACAUUUAACGGAGGCCUGUCAAGCAGUGGCAAGUCUCACGUAGGAUCAGUGUAACAUGGAUCAGUGUAACAUGGAUCAGUGGCCAUUUUGACUAGAAUUUUUUUAUGUCAUUUCAGUACCAUUGGUGUAGCAUUAUAGACAUAACAUAGGAUAUAUACUUAAAACAUAUGGUACUUACAAUGUUAUAUACAAUGUAAUGUGGGUCAGUGUACACUCCCCUUCAUCUUUAUGUUGCCAAAGAUAGUAUCAGGUGUGCAUGGGAGCAUGUAUGCGGAACGGAUCAUGAUACAAUAUAACCUUAAAGAGAAAACAUGAGUUAUCUGCCCUUUGGGUUUGUGAUGGAAUAUUGGCUCUAAGACAUUCACUUUGGGAAACAUGGACAUUUGUAUCAAAUUGUUCACGAAGACCAAACAGUGAUCAGACCAUUCAUUUACAGAUUUAUUGAUAGUUAUGGUGCUUUGUUUUGUUUUUGCCUUUCUGUAGAGUGUGGGUGAUAAAUGUACUCUUUGUUCAACUGCCUGAUCAACAAGUUUAAUUAAAACCACCGAAUCAAUUUUUUUUUAGUCAACCAUUACAUUAUGUUCCCAUGACAACCUGUCAGCACUUGUGUCAAUAUUUAUUGUAUUGAACUUUGACCCUAAAACUCUGACACCCUGUACUAGUUAGCUGUGUUUUAAAAAUUGUGGUUUACUAUUGAUAGCGGAUAGUCAUCACCAUAGCAACAGAUUGCUUUAAUUCGAAGCAGAAAUAGAACAUUGGUCAGCUGUCACUGUGCUUUAACCUUACAAAGUGCUGUGUUAUUCUGAGUCUGUUUUUGUGUAUAUAGGGAUUCAGGGAGGGUUAUUUAUGUAAGGAAGACGAGAAGUGAUAUGAAUGCAUGUUUGUGUGAGUAGGCUGCUUGGGAAACCUAGCCGAUGGAUUGGCUUAUGACUUACAAGUUCCAGAUAAUUGAAUAUUAUUUAUCAAGAAAUAAAUGUGACCAUUACCCCAGGUUUGUCUCUCAGUGUAGUGAUGUUAAACAAAAGGCAUGCAAAUUAUCACUCAAUAUUGGAAUUAUGUGCUAGAAUUUUUCAUUGUCAAGUUUCAGCAAUACCUAUUUGAUUUUUAACAAUGGAUAAUGAUUAACCAAAAUAUCUGUUCCAUAUUCCUUUUGCAAACAGGAGAAAUUUCGUGACCAGUGAAGUCAUCAUCUUCAAUUUUCAUCAUGAUAUUUACAUACAGUAUUAUCAGUGUUCCUUCCAGAGGGAUGUGUAUUGGAUUAAAAAGAACAGUUUUGUCCAGAUGUGAUGGAGAGACCAUACACAUGGGUUUAAAGGUCAAGAGGUCACAGUAUGGUCAACCAAGAAAUCCAGACAGUAGGAACUAGUGUAUCUAUGGAAAAAUUUACACUUUAGUGGAAACUUUGAAGGGAUUUUAUUUUGCACUCUAGAUAUAUCUCAUUGGAAGUCAUUUAGGCUGUUAUUAAAUACAAAACCUUACAAACCACUAAGGGAAAUAUGAUUACUUUAGAAACCUUAUGAUAUAGGAUGAUCAUAUGAAUAAAGGAUAUAUAAUUGCAUUCAUACAUAGAUGUACCUGUACAUGUUUUUGUGUGAAAAGUGUCUAUAAUAAAACAACAGGAGAAUUCAUUUCCAUUUUUACAUUUUAUAUGUUAUUUUUUGAUUUGCCAUGUUUGAAUACAUUGUUUUAAUAACAAUAGCUGGAAGUAUUUAUAUUGAAUUAAUUUUUAUAUAUCGCAAUAUGAACAUCACAUACAUAUAUAUAGAUAUAUAUAUACACGAACAUCCUAUUUAUCCGUUAAAUGACUGGAUAAAAAAGCAGAGCCAGUAGAAAUUUAUAUUGUGACAUGAGAUUUGCGAUCAGUCAAUAUUUCUUGCAUGUAGCAUCCUUGUGAUAUGUUGCAAUGUUAUUGAAAUUUCAGACCAAUGUUUAUUACACAAGGGGACCGAACACAACCACAGAAAAUUAAAGGAAGCCAAUUAAAUAAAACAAAAUUCACAUCUUUUGCCAAAAUUUUUAAUAUCUACCAAGUAUCCAUAUUGAGCAGAUAAGAAACACCAUUCCUAUCAAACAUGGAUGUUUUUAAUAUUGGUUUCUAUAGUAACAUAAGUCUGUUAUUUCAAUACAAACUUAACUUCUAAACACACUCCACAAGUGUUGUACAUUAUACCUAUAAACGACCAAAUAUGUAUUGUAUUAGUAUUGUCAGUCACUGUUGAAGGCAAUUUCAUUUCUUUCAUUGUUCAUUUAACCCCCCACUAGUCGGUCAUUAGGUCAUCGUAUUCGUGGUAACGCCAUUGUUCAUUUGUUUUCACCUCUCAUUGAAUGUGCUGAAUUUUAUGUGCAAGACCUUUUUUUUAUUAAAAAUAUUUGCAAUGCAAUUAUUACAUAUUACCAUUAUAAAUAAUUCUUUUGUUUUUGUGAAGACAAGUUUGAACUUGUAACAUAUUCUUAGUUUUGUGCAUAAUACUAAUGAUGAUAAUAGUAUUUAACUUGAGAACGUGAGAGAAGAGAUGGAAUUGCAAGAUGGAGGGACGAGUGCUUUACUUAAAUGUAGGUAAUUUGAUGUUUUAAAUGGAAAUAAUCAUUUAUACAUGUAUAUGUAAUUGAACCACCCCAUACACACAUAACAUAAAGAAAAUUAUCUAAAAAUCAAAUAUAUAGUAUAUCACUGAUGAAUCAAAUUUAAAUAUUUGUAAUUUUCCUUUUCAUAUCUAGGAUUCUCAAUGUAGAAAUCAGGAUUUUAAUCAGUGCCAUUUCCAAACCAAAUUAAAAAUUUGAUUGGUAAUAUUCUUUAAAGCUAUUAGAAAGUCAUUAAAUUUUAAUCCUGUUUACUUUGUCAAUGUAUUGAAGGAAUUGUUAUAUUACAUCCGAUCGUAAACAAUGUGGGAAAUGGACAAUUUAGAUCAAUUCAAACCAAUUUAUAGGAAAAAUUAGAUUUCUAUAUAAAAAUUCUCUCCAAUUAACAGAAAUCAUUUCUCAUUAUAAAGUGUAUCAAGAAAUAAUUUGUAUUAUCAGUUCACUAUCUGCAUAUAACAUUCAACCAGCUACAAAAUUGAUACAAAGUCGCCUGGCAAAGUUUUAACAGCAUUUGACCAGAAACUGACCCAAUUAGUGGAUAACUGAGCUUAGAUGGUCACUCCAACUGACCAUGAUUGUAUGUAGCUACCCCUUAGAUCUCGCUAGCCAUGUGCUGUUGGCCAGUAGCUGUUUUGUACUUUCACCGUGACCGGUAGAUGACAAUCAGUUUUUGGACUAUUUUGAGUUUUCAGUAUCCAUUUUACCCUCCAAGGGUGUGGUAGCAUGUAUUUCAUAUAUAUAUAUUUGUGUUCAAAAUUAUAAAAUCUCAUUAGCAGGUGUAAAUCUUGUUAGCAGCUGUGUCUUACUCAUUCCUAUACCUACUGUAGCGUUCCUCCAGACUUUAAUCAAGACACUUUGUGUCCUGAGGUUUCAUUCUAGUCAUGUGACUCACAGUGAGUGUUUUGUUGGUUACUAUGGCGAUUGAGAAUAUGUACAACUUUUUUUAGUUGACCAUGUUUUAUAUAUAGCUGUAAGGUGGAUCUCCAUUUUCUUAUAUGUUUCUGUGAAUCUCUUGUAUAAAGAUAACUCAAAAUAGAAAAAGGUCGUUUUGGAUUUUCCUUCAAUCUAUCCCAUAAUGCUACCCCUGAAUAUGUCUGUAACAUAAAGUAGUACAUGGUCACACCAUUGCUGUAAACACUUGUGUUACGAUGGCGACUUGUGUCAAAUCAUCCAUAGACUUGUUGGCUCCCUAGCUGCUGAUGUACCUACGUUGUAUAGUAGUUCUUGUUAGGUUGUCAUGGAAAUAUGUCAUUAUCUGAGAGUAUACAGUCAUUGAUAUCAAUAAACUUGGAACAAA